ACAAAUCUGAGAACUGAGAAACACUUGAUCAUUAGAGCAGUGUAGAGAAGCACGAUGUCUCGUCUCCUGGCUCUGGUGGCUCUGGUGGCCCUGGUCCUUCCGGUCACUCUUUCAGCAGAAUGUACGCACACUGUUGCAGAAGGGCCUGAUAAAUAUCUGCUACCCCUGCUUAAGAAAAGGGCUCCAGACCUGACAGAAAUAGAAUGGAAACACAAUUCAGUACUUUUAUUCAAAAGAAAGAACAAAAUAAUCAAACCAGGCAAGCAGGAGGACAUCACCGAUAAAGGAGCUCUGGUACUCCGACAGCUGGCAGCCAAACAUGCAGGAACGUACGUGGGAGAGGUGUUCCAGGAUGGGAAAAGUGUGGAAAAGCAGGAGAUUGAACUGUGUGUGAAAGCCAAAGUCCCCAAACCUACUGUGACGAUUAGUUGUCCCACAAAGGAAAGGCCUUCACCUGAAGUCACCUUCAGCUGCACCCCUCAGCAAGACAUGACCUUCACAUGGAGCAAAAACCAAGUUAUCAUGAAGGGGGAAAAGGCAUCUACUCUGGUUAUGAAAAUAAAAGAUCUGAAAAAGGUCGACACGUUUAGCUGCACCGUCGAUGACACGUACAGCAACGAGACGAGCGACAGCAUCGGGUCCACCUGUGCAGGUAUCCAAGGUGGCAGCGAGGUGACAACGGGAACUCUGCUUGGGUUUCCUUUCUGGGUGACGGUGAGCGUCCUGGCCGGCGGCGGAGGAUUCGUCUUGCUGCUCAUUGUCAUCACAACCGUGUGCUGCUACCGCAACCACUGCAAGAACCAUGAGGACGAGGAGGCUGAAUUCAGGCUGGCUCCUCUGACCCAGCCCCAGUCCCAGCCCCAGCCCCAGCCCCGCCACAGGGACCCAGCACACAAACAAAAAUCCCCCAUGGACGCCACGCGGCCCCUGCCCGGUACGGGAGCACCUCGGCAGGCCUCAGCUCAACCCAAAACCCAGGCCCGGGGGAGGCCUCCUCCGGCCCCGCAAGAGGAAGACGAGGAUUGCCCCCCCCCGCUGCCCCACCCCCGGAGAUCUGGGCCCCGACCACCCCACCACUGAGCAGCUCCACCUCUCCACCCAACACCUCCACCCAAUACCCCCUCCUCUGACCACCUCCACCUCUCCACAGAAUACCUCCAUGCGUGAGAGGAACUGUAAACUGGCCUCUCGUCUCUGUCUUUGCCUCCAUGAGCACAGCAGGGAGGAGAGGAGACAGGCUAGGAUCAGGAGACCCACUUCUGCUGGUCACUGAUGAGGAGGAGAGGGAGACUGAAAGUAUUUAGAUGAGAAGCACAGAGGUCGGGCAGCACUUCUGGUAGGCAUAGGCUUCAGACUACCAACACAUCUCAGAGUUGUAAUCUGAGCCUGUUUUAGAAAUGAGUUGUUUGCUUUGAUUGAAAGUAUUUUAACUAUUGCUCUGCUGACAGUAAGCGAUAUUUAAAUGUGUUUUUACGCUUUGGUCAGUGUUCUGGAUCCUCCGAAAGUUUGUUGAGGAUGUGGGAGAAAGAAACAAGUUAAUUUCCUUUAAUGCCUUUUCAAGUAACAUACCAUGGUUGUUGUUUAGCACAAGAUUCAAUAAAAAUUCAGUCAUUCAGUUAUA
This is a messenger RNA of Hypomesus transpacificus, 1621 nucleotides long. RefSeq names its product T-cell surface antigen CD2-like. The transcript has 5 exons. The coding region runs from base 55 to 1080 and encodes 341 amino acids. The record is from RefSeq and is a predicted model, not a curated record. NCBI's taxonomy places the organism in Eukaryota, Metazoa, Chordata, Actinopteri, Osmeriformes, Osmeridae.